Folsomia candida is the source of this 1936-nucleotide messenger RNA. It is a transcript of the gene Pdhb, whose product is annotated as pyruvate dehydrogenase E1 component subunit beta, mitochondrial. Gene Ontology annotation, biological process: pyruvate decarboxylation to acetyl-CoA. Gene Ontology annotation, molecular function: pyruvate dehydrogenase (acetyl-transferring) activity. The transcript has 7 exons. The record is from RefSeq and is a predicted model, not a curated record. The coding region runs from base 272 to 1348 and encodes 358 amino acids. NCBI's taxonomy places the organism in Eukaryota, Metazoa, Arthropoda, Collembola, Entomobryomorpha, Isotomidae.
UCUGUAUUCUGUAUCCAGCAAAGAUAGAUUUUAGCCAAUUCCUUCCUCUUUCUGCUGCAAAUUUAACUCACGUCACUCACAGCAGCACAAUUUCACAUUUAAUUGGCAUUAGCUCGCGUGUAACUGUCUCCAGUUUCACACCUGACCUCACCCCCUCGUCGUCGCAACUAACAGCUGACUUCACUCCAAGCGGAGACGAAGGAAUUGGCUUAAUCGACGAAAUCUUUCGAAAAUUGAAAUUGAAAUUUAAUUUAGCUUCAAAACAGUAAUAAUGGCAAUUACGGGGAACCGGUUUCAGUGGGUGUGUCGGCAAGCGUUGCGACGAAAUUUCUCCGUUUCAUCCACCCUUAGCUCAAAACAGUUAACGGUUCGGGAUGCUUUAAAUUCGGCCAUUGACGAAGAAAUGGAACGAGACGAGCGAGUGUUUGUUCUGGGUGAAGAGGUCGCCCAAUAUGAUGGUGCUUACAAGAUAACCCGAGGUUUGUGGAAGAAAUACGGCGACAAACGUGUGAUUGACACGCCCAUUACGGAAAUUGGGUUCGCCGGAAUUGCGACAGGGGCUGCCUUCGCCGGAUUAAGACCUAUCUGUGAAUUUAUGACUUUCAACUUUGCUAUGCAAGCAAUCGAUCACCUUAUCAACUCUGCCGCGAAGACUUUCUACAUGUCAGCUGGGGUGGUAAAUGUCCCGAUUGUAUUUCGAGGACCGAAUGGUGCUGCAUCCGGCGUGGGGGCACAACACUCGCAAUGUUUUGGCGCAUGGUACGCCCAAUGUCCAGGACUCAAGGUCAUUUCUCCUUAUUCAUCUGAAGAUUGUAGAGGACUACUCAAAGCUGCAAUUCGUGACCCGGAUCCGAUUGUAUUCCUCGAAAAUGAAAUCAUGUACGGUACCGCCUUCGAAGUAUCGGAUGAUGUCCUCUCCAAAGAUUUUGUCAUUCCCAUCGGAAAGGCAAAAGUUGAACGGUCCGGGAGUCAUGUGACCCUAGUCAGCCACUCCAGAGGUGUUCAGUCCUGUUUGGAAGCAGCUAAGGAAUUAACGGGAAGCGGGAUUGAUGCCGAAGUUGUUAAUCUUCGCUCUUUGAGGCCUCUAGAUAUCGACACGGUCUGUACUAGCUUGGCGAAAACACAUCACCUAGUAACUGUGGAACAGGGGUGGCCCAUUGCCGGAAUCGGAUCCGAAGUUUCUGCCAGAGUUUGUGAAAGUAACGCAUUCUUCCAAUUGGACGCCCCCAUCUUGCGAGUUACUGGUGCAGAUAUCCCUAUGCCAUAUGCAAAAACUUUGGAAUCCUACUGUGUUCCGCAGCCUCACGAUAUUGUGAGAGCAGUUAAGCUAAUGUUGAACAUCAAAUAGUUAUUAAAACCCAUAAGCUUUAGAAUACUGCCUCAAGAGAAUCAAUAAAUGUAAUAACGACAGACAUGAAAAGUAGUGGUGAUGAUGUAUCUAUAUCCUUAUAUAGCUCUCGUAAAAUUUGAAACCCGUGAAGGAAAGUUGUGAUUAGGACAAACAAAAGAAAUAAUGUUAAUUAAAAAAUGGCAGUGAAACUAAUGGCACAUUUUAUUGAUUCUUUUGGUUGUUUAACCAGAGUGUCUCCGUCAUUUCCUUCGGCCACAUUAAAAUUAUAACACUACAAGGAAGCAGUCUAGUCGGCCGUAGAAAAAAAUGUGUUUGUUCUUGCCUUUGUUAUGUAAAGUUUUAAGUCGACCCUGCUAAAUAUGUAAUGUUUUAACCAGAAUAUUUUUGACUUCAUCUUGUUCUGUUCAAUUCAAUAAAAUAAUCGGGUGGAGGAUCGAUACGCAGCUAUUAUAUUAUAUAAGUAAUCCUAAAUCUUCCUAAUUCCAAUAGUAUGAAGCGUAAACUGGCUGAUAAAAAAAUACAUGUGAAUUUAAUAUAUAAUAUGUCCUCAGUGACGAAUAAACUAGAUACAAAAGUGGAUAUGAA